Penicillium brasilianum is the source of this 904-nucleotide messenger RNA. NCBI's taxonomy places the organism in Eukaryota, Fungi, Ascomycota, Eurotiomycetes, Eurotiales, Aspergillaceae. The record is from the annotation of a GenBank genome assembly.
UGGGACUACAAUCUGGGGGAAUUUAUAAGACAGCAACAAUACCCCACAGAAUCUGUUCAGAUUGUUUCUAUCUAUACAUUCUACGUUUCAAUCUCGAAACCCCAUUCCACAAUGAAGUCUUCUUUUAUUUUAGGAGCGUUUAGCUUCCUCGCUGCUAGUACCGGUUGUACCGCAGAUAUGACCGUACCUGAAAGCCUGUUGCUCAAGUCUAUCGCUGAAUCGGUCUCUCUGCCAAUGUACACUUGGUCGGCCAAUGGCACCCAUACCGCCAAGGGAUACACCAGCAAGGCGGGCGAUGAAACCAGCGUCGAGGGUAUGAAGGAGGACUGCGACAACAUCAACCUGAACAAGAAGGUUGCUGUCGACUUUCGCAGCGACGUUUUCGGUCCUGGCUUGAUCGGAUACUUCUACAAGUGCGAGAAGAUCCGUGAUGAUACCAACCUCUACUGGUUCACCAUCAGUUCCGGCAAUCCCUCCCUGAUCGACAAGUUGUGUGAUCCCAACACGAAUUAUCCCAUCGUCUAUGACUCGCAGCACAAUGCCUGGUGGAUUGAUGAGCCGUUUAACUGCACUCAGCGUACCUCCCCAUCCACGCAUUCUCGGUAAGGGUGGAUCGAUCGGAGAUUUGACCAUGAAAAGACGGCCAUGACUGAGUCAGCACGCAAAGUGCGAAUAAUCGCAGGAAUCAUAUUAGGGGUCGCAGUGAGCUCUGAAAUGAGCCUGGUCUCUCUCAUUCUAUCAACCUCUCCUAUACAUAUCACCUUUACGGCGAAUAUAAAUCUGUAUCUCGGACCAAGUUUUGGAGAGGUACAUCCAAAAAGAGCCAUUUCUUAUGAUUGACUCUAUCCAAUGCCUUGAUUCAUCGAUGUUCUGCCCACGUUGAUGGGGGGUUUCUAGGUAUCCU